This is a messenger RNA of Triticum dicoccoides, 1209 nucleotides long. RefSeq lists its product as uncharacterized. NCBI's taxonomy places the organism in Eukaryota, Viridiplantae, Streptophyta, Magnoliopsida, Poales, Poaceae. The transcript has 2 exons. The coding region runs from base 141 to 863 and encodes 240 amino acids. The record is from RefSeq and is a predicted model, not a curated record.
CAAAGCCAGAAGGAUUCGCGUCCGUUGCCCCAUCCCGAUUCCCUCCUCCAUUGUUCAAAAAUCAAAGCUCCAAACUUUUCUCCUGUCCUUCCUCCCAUCCCACAACUGCGAUCCGAGAGAGAGAUCAGGAGGCGGCGGCCAUGGCGGGAGAGGUGAGCAAGGAGGAGGUAGGGAGCGUCCUCAUGCAGGCCAUGAUGGCCGCCAAGAACCUGCGCCCGCAGCGCGACCGCCUGCUGCAGCUCCAGCGCCGCCUGCAGCGCCUGCGGGCCGCCACCCCCGCCGCCGCCCCCGCGAACGCCGACGACGCCAAGCUCCGGGAGCUCGCCACGGACCUCUUCAAGGUCUACUACAUCGGCAUGGAGGCCGGCGCCCGCAUGCUGAGCACCUGCCUCGAGCUGGCCGUCAAGAACGGGGGCCGCUUCGCCAUGAACCCCUCCUUCGCCGUCAUGCCCGACGAGCAGCUCCACGACGCGCUGCUCGCGCAGCGCCUCCCGGCCCGCCCCACCACCCAGCCCGAGGCCUUGGCCCGCGUCGAGGCCGCGCUCUUCGCCGUCAAGCUGCCCGAGGAGUACCACAUCCCGCGCUGCAUCGAGCACCUCGUCGGCUCCCGGCCCUCGCACCCCGGCGGCAAGCGCGACACCGCCUCGCCGGACGGCAAGCCCAAGACGGCCAUCGACCUGGACAAGGCGCUCGACUUCCUGGACCGCGGGUGCGCCAUCCUGAGCCUCGCCGUGAAGCACGUGGACCUCGCCGUCGCCGUGCUCUCCCGCUUCCUCGACCCCAAGGAGCUCGCCAGCCUCGCCGAGUUCACCGACAAGGUCACGUACAUCUCAGAGGACGGGCCAUAUCCAUCAACAGAUUAGGCAGCUCACUACUUCACCCGAUCGAUCCAGGCUGUUGACAAGCGAUUCAAGGUGGUGGAAUUGGGAACCCUUGAAUUGUUGAUCCAAGCCAUGCUCCUCCUACCAAUCAGUCUUUUCUGUUACCUAUGAUGAUCUCUAGCUACUGUACUUUAUUAUUCAGAAGACUUAUGGUUUCAGUUCAGUUUGGUCCGUCAGAUUAAUCUGCUGCUAUGCUACUAUCUGUGUUUAGCUUCAUCAGUCAGGGGUAAUGUAGUAGUGUAGUAUGGCUCUGCAUAUUAUCUGUGACUGUGAGACAAUCGAAUCGAACGUCAAAUUUGGGAUUUUGGACAUGCCACUAUGUUUUUAA